Messenger RNA from Corythoichthys intestinalis (scribbled pipefish), 3364 nucleotides. Its product is annotated as mesenteric estrogen-dependent adipogenesis protein-like. Lineage: Eukaryota; Metazoa; Chordata; Actinopteri; Syngnathiformes; Syngnathidae. Bases 37 to 642 code for a protein of 201 amino acids. The transcript has 4 exons. The record is from RefSeq and is a predicted model, not a curated record.
GUGGCGGUAAGCAGUCAGUGUUGCAAAAUUUACAAGAUGGGACAAGAGGAAGAAAGACGAACGGCAAGGGUGACCGUGACGGAACUGAACGACUUUCUUCGGACACCCCCGAGGGGCUUUUCGGUGACUAAAACUGAGAGUGAACCCCUUCGCUGCAUCGUUCGCGGGGACCCCGACACGAACCUUCUGCUAGCCGACCCCUGUGAGACAUCCGCGGGCAGCGUUGUCUUCCACGGCUCGCUAGGCAGGAAUGUCACAUUGAGAAACUUGUGGCAGUACAGCGACUUCCGGAGGAGCUUGGUGUCCAAAAACCUUUUCCUGGUGGUGGCCGCACGCACUUCUCAAUUCGCCGAAGAGGUCGCAAGGCACUACGUGGUGUGCGUGCACGGUGCCAACCCUGUGGUCCGGUGGCACAUGGAUGCUGCUCUGGAUCAGGCCAUCUCAACGGUGGCGGGCGAAAGCUACGUGAUGGAGGUGGACCUGACUAAGACGUUGGACGUGUGGGCGGCCCGCAACAUGGCUGGAUCCAGACCAGAGUGGGUGAACGCCUCAUUCGUGCUCAAGUACCACUCGGACGCACUCUUUGACUUCCCGUACUGGCUUGGAUUCAGCAAGAGAAAGUUCGAGUUACAGCUGAUCUAAAAUGGGCGCUUCACUGACUCCGAUGGGGAAAUGAGAUUGGACGCCGCCUCCCAGGAAGCCUCGAGGAAAACCUAAUAUGACUUGAAAGCUUAUUCAGUCAACCUAUAUUUAUGGCCCAACCAAGUAAUCGGUCGAUAUCAGUCCUUUUUAAAUCAGUCCCAAAAAUAUUUUACUCUUUUAUUUUUUUUUUAAACAUCAUUACCUGCAGUGACGACGAUAGACGUCAAUCCAUUUUUCUGUGAAUGAUCAUGCCUAUCAAUGUCAGCUUUUUUUUUUUUUUUUUUUUUUUACAUUGGCAGAAAAUUUGCCCGAUUCUUGCCAAUUUUUACUCUUAACAUUAAGUCAGUAGCUAACUGCUCUAAAAAUGAACUUUUUUUUUUUUUUUUUUUACAUUGACUACAGAGUAAAUUUGUCAUAUUACCACUCAAAACACAACAACAUAUGGAAACACGUCAAUAACUUUCCUACGGUUUUACUGCUUUUUAUGUGAUUUAAUUAAUUAACUCAUUAGCUGCCAUUAAUGGCGACGAAUGUCGAAUUAAUUUUGACCAGGUGGGGGGAAAUGAUAACCAUAUUUUUCGGACUAUAAGCCGUUACUUUUUUCUCACCGUUUUUACCCUGCGGCUUUUAUAAGGAAGCGGCAUAUAUAUGGAUUUUUAAUUUUUAAAAAAAAUUUUUAUUAUUAUUUUACAAACGAGCUUCAUAUUUUCUUGUUAGAAAUUGCAACAAAAAAAAAUCCCAAUUAAACAUGUUUUUAAAAGAAUGGCUUUCCAAACUUUGCCACGACAUAGCUCUCAACUGCUCCACGAGCACCAUGAAGCUUGUCAGAAGCUCGUCAGACUUACCCAAAAACUCAUAAUUUCAUAGAUAAAUAUGGCUCCAUUUGGUACUAUAUGCGGCUAUAAAAGAACAAUUUUAUAUGGAUGGGCUUCCUAUAUAUGCUACGACAAGAGAACGCGAUACUAGCGUCGAUUAGCCGUUUUCAACUGACACUCAGAGGACUUUAUUGCUACAGUAUGCUAAGUAUGCUACAACAGAUUUGCUAUAUAAGGGCUAGCGCUAGCUGUUAACUGUUUAGAAGGCAAGGUAAAGUGGAUCUUUGCAAAUGUAGUGACCUGUUUUUUAAAGUUAGUUUUUAAGCACUCAGACAAAACAAAUUUGUGAUGUUGAUGCGUGUUUAUCUGGUUAAUAUAUUUUUGAUCAAAUAUUUCCGUGUAACAUCUAUGUAAAUAUUAUAAUAUAUAAUACCUUUUAAUAUAAGAUAUGGAUACCUGCGGCUUAUAGUCAGAUACGGCAUAUAUAGGGAUUUAUAUUUUAAAAAUUGUGAAAUUUGGCCGGUGCGGCUUAUAAUCAGGUGUGCUUUAUAGUCCAGAAAUUAUGGUAGUUCAUUUGGCAAUAGACUUCAAGUCAAAAUAGAUUGGACAUGCAUCACCGUCAGUGGCACUAAAACAUGAUCAUUCAAUGCCAUCUGUCCCAGUUCAAAUGGAUUUGACGUCUAUCGCAGUCAGUGGCAGCUAAUUAGUUACCCCUAUCCCCAAAAAUAUUUUUCUAAUUCAUGAUGUACUUAAAAUGAAUCGACCGAUUAAUUGGUUAUCGGUAUUUCACUUUGCCAUAUAUCGCAUAUACAGUCAGGCCCUAGUAGUUUUAUAUUAUCAUUGUACUGUAAAAUGAAUGUGAAGCUUUGCACUGAUGCAUUUUUAUACUGUUUUUAUAAGAUGUUCAAAUAAAAUGAGGAAAAAAAGGUGCUUUGUUGUCACUUAAAAGAUAAGAACAACUUUAUCACGUGCAUUCCAGCAGAAAGAAUCUUUUUUAAUAUAUUGAAAAAACUAAAUAGAAUUUUUCUCAUGUGGUAGUAGAGAGGAAUGUAAAUAAAAGGCAAUAUUUCCAGGAAGUGGCCUCCUGAUACAGGAACAGAUGUUUUCCUUGUUAAAUUGUUAAACCAGCAAAUCCAAAUUGUUAAGGAUUCGACUUCUUAACUGGUUAUCUGUAAGUGAUUGACCCUUACGGGGGCUUUAGAUGAAUUCAAGUGUUUUAAUGGGCUCUCGUGCGGACGUACAUACAUGUACACCACAAAGUUUAUUUUGUGGACUGAUGAAACCAAAGUUGAAUUGUUUGGGAGUAACACACAACGUCAUGUGUGGAGGAAAAAAUUGAACAGCUCACCAACAUCAACACCUCAUCCCAACCGUAAAGCAUGGUGGGCGGAGCAUCAUGAUUUGGGGCUGUUUUGCUACCUCAGGGCCUGGACAACUUGCAGUCAUUAAUGGAAGAAUGAAUUCAAAAGUUUAUCAGGAUGUUUUGCAGGAAAACCUGGGCCCUUCUGUCAGACAGUUGAAGCUAAAAAGAUGAUAGAUGUUACAAUGAUCCAAAACAUAGGUGUAAAUCAACUUCAGAAUGGUUACAGAAGAGCAAAAUAUAUGUUCUGGAGUGGCCAAGUCAAAGUCCAGACUUGAACCUCAUUGAGAUGCUGUGGCAUGACCUAAAGACAGUGAUUCAUGCCAAGCAACCCAGGAAUCUGACUGAACUACAGCAGUUUUGUAGAGAAGAAUGGGCCAUGGUUAGUCCUGAUCGAUGUGCCAGACUGAUCUGCAGCUACAGGAACCGUCUGGUUGAAAUUAUUGCUGCCAAAGGGGGGCUCCACAAAAUAUUAAAUGUGAUGGUUCACUUACUUAUUUUUCCCCCUUCUGUCAUUGUUUGCAUACUGUCCCCAUUAAAAUAUGAA